Messenger RNA from Vitis riparia (riverbank grape), 1339 nucleotides. Its product is annotated as uroporphyrinogen-III synthase, chloroplastic. Gene Ontology annotation, cellular component: chloroplast. The coding region runs from base 73 to 990 and encodes 305 amino acids. The record is from RefSeq and is a predicted model, not a curated record. Lineage: Eukaryota; Viridiplantae; Streptophyta; Magnoliopsida; Vitales; Vitaceae. Gene Ontology annotation, biological process: uroporphyrinogen III biosynthetic process. The transcript has 10 exons. Gene Ontology annotation, molecular function: uroporphyrinogen-III synthase activity.
AGGAAGGUGGGGCGGAUGUGGUAACAGCUGGCCCUUGCACGACCCUCUCAACGCAACACGUCUCCCUUCCCAAUGGCUCACCUCUCUCUCUCCUCUCUCUCUCCUCCACCGUCUUCUUCUUCGUCUCCGCCCCUGCGACUUCACGGGAGAAUCUUUUCUCCCUUCUGCCGAGUCCAAGUUUCUUCCUCUUCUACUUCCUACUUGCAGCCGAAAGUCGUUGUUACCAGAGAACAUGGCAAGAAUGGCAAGCUUAUCAAUGUUCUGGCUGAACAUGGGAUUAACUGUUUGGAGUUUCCACUCAUUCAACACACAAAGGGACCUGAUUUGGAUAGGCUUUCUUCUGUAUUAAGUGCAGAUACUGCAUUUGACUGGAUCAUCAUAACUUCACCUGAAGCGGGUUUGGUCUUUCUCGAGGCAUGGAAGGCUGCUGGAGCCCCGUGCGUAAAUGUUGGUGUUGUAGGAUCUGGUACACAAAGUGUAUUUGAAGAAGUAAUGCAGUCCUCAAAGCAAUCACUCAGAGUUGCAUUUGCCCCAUCAAAAGCGACAGGUAAGGUUUUGGCUUCAGAGCUUCCAAAGGAUGGGAACAGGAAAUGCACAGUAUUAUAUCCUGCAUCUGCAAAAGCUAGUGGUGAAAUUGAGGAAGGCCUGUCUAGUCGUGGAUUUGAGGUCACAAGGCUGAACACGUACACAACGGUACCUGUCAAUGAUGUGGAUGAAAUGGUUUUCAAGCAAGCACUUUCUGCUCCUGUUGUUGCAGUAGCUUCACCAUCUGCAGUUCGUGCCUGGGUCAAUCUUCUUUCAGAAUCUGAGCGGUGGGGCAAUGCAGUUGCCUGUAUUGGUGAAACAACUGCUUUGGCUGCAAAAAGAUCAGGCUUGAGAAAUGUAUACUACCCAACAAAUCCGGGUCUAGAAGGUUGGGUUGACAGCAUCCUUGAAGCCUUGAGAGUACAUGAUCGAUUCCAGAAGAUAAAUCAAGUUGUCUCUCCUUAGUUCUCGUCCUCGGCCUUGGCUGGCUAACAAGGAGCCAACAGGUGCAAGUUGAAGCAGAAGCCUGAGAUGCAGAAGUUUGUAAUUCAUGUCUAAACUUGUUGCAAAAACUAUGCAAACAGCAGGGCGAAAAGAUAUCAAAACUGUUCGCUUUCCUUGGGUACAAAAUCUUGGUGGCUGUGCUUCUCCCGAGAGAAGAGAAGAGGGAUGUUGGAUGAUAUUGCAGGAAAGAUAGCCUUAACUUGUAUAUGCAUUUGUGUAGAGAUAAGAUAGAUAUCCCAUUUUUGUGUUAGGGACCUCUUAUGUACAUUUGAUGCUUUAAUGGAAAUUCACUUUUGGACAGGUUUUUGUU